Messenger RNA from Budorcas taxicolor (takin), 441 nucleotides. RefSeq names its product prolactin-inducible protein homolog. Gene Ontology annotation, biological process: proteolysis; regulation of immune system process. Gene Ontology annotation, molecular function: aspartic-type endopeptidase activity. The transcript is spliced from 4 exons. Gene Ontology annotation, cellular component: extracellular region. Lineage: Eukaryota; Metazoa; Chordata; Mammalia; Artiodactyla; Bovidae. The record is from RefSeq and is a predicted model, not a curated record.
AUGCGUGCUCCUCAGCUUCUCUUCAAGACCAGCACUGCUGCCCUGCUCCUGAGUCUCUUCCUGACACUGCGGACGGUCCCAACUCAAGGACAAACGUAAAAUGUAAUUUCAAUAACCCUGAGAGUUGAACGAGUUGGGAACUCAGAUGGCUAUAUCGUAACACUCACAGUUACAAGUCAUGUACCUGUAUACUUAGUGGUUAAAGCCACACUCGAAGGCUCUGAUGAUGUAAAUUUUCCUUAUGGUAAUUUUGUUUACACGGCCUGUCUGUGUCCUAACUGUUCAAAAAAUUUCUUCUGGGACAUACAAGGACCUGCAAAUGGGAUCCUAAUAGGGAAGGCUGAAGUCGUGUCAGAGGAAAAUAUAUGCCCUUCUGAUGUGGAAAUCUCCACGCCUGUUUACAAAGUUUGUAGCAAGCGUGAAAUCGUCGUAACACUCUGA